GCCAAAACCCCCAACCGUCAAACAAUCCGUGACAAUUGGACUCAAGCCGAUGGAGCGCGAGGAACGGGUGUCAAUGAACUUGUCGACGCAAAGCGAGUGCCACCAGCUCAUCCAGGCCUACGCGAACAUCUUAGAUCGAUGGAACCUUAAGAUUGCCAGGGUCGAGUUGUUGAAGAAUCUCACUGUGCAUCAAAGCCGCAAUGACUUCACCCUCGGAGGUGGGACACUGGACAUCGCGAUGCUUUGCAAGCUUUGCCGCCGGUCAAAGCAUAAGGAGGGUGAAAUUUGUCGUACUUCCAAACGAAGAGGAUUUAAUCCUAACUCCAAGUGUUGUGUCUUAUACACACAUGCACCCGCUGCCUUCACGCAGCAGAUCUCAUAUGCUGGAGAGAUCUGAUACCCAAAACAGGAGGUUGGUGUCCGACUGGUUGUGGUUGCCGGUGCUCCGGUGUAAAGGGAAUGUUCGAGAUCGAUCGACGCCUGUUGCCACCACCACCCACACCACCCCCAGCAUCUCCCGUGGAUUACACAUCUCCUCCGUUACCAGCUCACCCAAUCGCGACGAGUGCAUGGCUGAGCAGGGGAAUGAGGAGCACUCACUGAUAGAAGCCCAGCAUCAAAAAGUCGCGCAUCAAGGUUUUUUUCCGGGGAACUCCACCAGAAACGAACUCGAUCCAUUACAUCACCCCACGUUAAUGAAUAUUUAUGAAUGCAUUAAGGAUGUGCUAGCUUAUGCUAUUGCAUUAUUGCAAUGCUGUAUAUUCUCUGUAACUUAUCCACUGCUUUCGUAUGUGCACUCAGCCAUAUCAUCCACUGCGCACCCAUGGCGAAGUGGCUUUGAGUCCGUCUUUGCGCGCACACUCCGUUAUCGAUCAGUGAGACCUAAAUGAAACGGUGACCCGACCUUUUAUAGAAACCGCAGUAAUGUUUUGGCAUAGCAGCCAACCAACACGCCUCUCAACUUCGAAGUGCCGACACCUCUUGCAAUAAUGC
This is a messenger RNA of Cantharellus anzutake, 993 nucleotides long. RefSeq lists its product as uncharacterized. Lineage: Eukaryota; Fungi; Basidiomycota; Agaricomycetes; Cantharellales; Hydnaceae. The record is from RefSeq and is a predicted model, not a curated record. Bases 201 to 890 code for a protein of 229 amino acids. The transcript has 4 exons.